Molecule: messenger RNA, 2191 nt
Organism: Xiphophorus maculatus (southern platyfish)
Lineage: Eukaryota; Metazoa; Chordata; Actinopteri; Cyprinodontiformes; Poeciliidae
Gene: egr2b
Product: early growth response 2
Exons: 2
Coding region: 212-1552 (446 amino acids)
Biological process (GO): regulation of transcription by RNA polymerase II
Molecular function (GO): DNA-binding transcription factor activity, RNA polymerase II-specific; RNA polymerase II cis-regulatory region sequence-specific DNA binding
Source: RefSeq, a predicted model, not a curated record
GGGAGCCCGCUUCCGUCACCAAAGCCAGUCGUAAACUUUGUCACAUGAAGCGCAGCAGCAACACGGAGCGCAUCCUCACACAACCGCGGUGACCGACAGAGACAUGCAGUGGUGACCCCUCCGCGGCCGGGUUCCACGCACUUAUUAGGCUCCAAGAAAAACAACAAAGAAGAAGAAGAGUCAGAAAGAGAGAGAGAGAGGUGAGCGCACGAUGACAGCUAAAACUCUGGAGAAAGUGCCGGUGAAUCUCGGAGGGUUCGUCCAUCCCGUGGCAGACAGCGUGUACUCUGUGGAUGACAUCGCCGCCUGUCUGCCGACCUCUGUGGCCAUCUUUCCCAACGCCGACCUGGGAGCACAUUACGACCAGAUGAAUGUAGCAGCAGACAGCCUGAUGGGCGCUGACAUGAACGCAGAGAAGCGCUCGGUGGAGCUCUCCUCCUACUCCAGCGGCUUCUCCCAGCCCGCCUCCCAUCGCAACCAGACCUUCACCUACAUGGGGAAGUUCUCCAUCGACUCCCAGUACCCAGGGAACUGGAACCCAGAGGGAGUCAUUAACAUCGUUUCGGGCAUAUUCAACGUGGCCCAGCCGCCUCCUCCUCCACCUCCUCCUUCCUCUUCAGCCUCUUCCUCCCCGGCUUCCUCUGGAUCUCCUCAUCACUUCUCCAGUGGAGCUUUAAGUUGCACCAUGGCGGCUCAGAGCCAGGCCGACCUGGAUCACCACCAUCACCUGUACUCACCCCCGCCCCCUUACUCCUCCUCUGGCUGCGGGGAGGUGUACCAGGACCCCUCGGCGUUUUUGUCCACCUCUUCCUGUCCCAUAGCCUCGUACCCUCCGCCCUCGUAUUCGUCACCCAAGCAACCCAGCAGUUCAGACGUUCCGGGCCUCUUACCCAUCAUCCCUGACUACUCCGGCUUCUUCCAGCCGGCCUGUCAACGGGACAUGCACCCUGCAGCUAUCCCAGAUCGGAAGCCGUUCGUUCCGUGUCCUCUUGAUACAUUCCGAGUCCCUCCUCCCCUGACACCGCUGAACACUAUCAGAAACUUUACUUUGGGAGCUCCGGGUGGCGGCGGCUCAGAAACAGGGCAGCCACGGCUCUCCUCUGCCUACAGCCCCCAGAACCUGCCCCUCAGGCCGAUCCUGCGUCCAAGAAAAUACCCAAACAGACCCAGCAAAACGCCCGUCCACGAGCGGCCGUACCCGUGUCCGGCGGAGGGCUGUGACCGGCGCUUCUCCCGCUCCGACGAACUAACCAGGCACAUCCGCAUCCACACUGGCCACAAACCCUUCCAGUGUCGGAUCUGCAUGCGGAACUUCAGCCGCAGCGACCACCUCACCACGCAUAUCCGCACGCACACGGGCGAGAAGCCGUUCGCCUGCGACUACUGCGGCCGCAAGUUCGCUCGGAGCGACGAGAGAAAGAGACACACUAAGAUCCACCUGCGGCAGAAGGAGAGGAAAGCGUCCACGGUGUCCUCCUCCUCCUCCUCUGGAAGCUCCGCGUUGGAGCGUCCGUCAGGCGGAAUCAGCGCAGCCAGUGGGAUCUGUUCCUAGGUCUGCUUUGAAAACUUGUUUGCCUUGGCUGCCUGACUCACACGAACUCCUUGAAGAACUCUCUGAGUAUCGGUGUGAACGUUCUGGGAACGGGCAGCCGAACACCGAAUGAAGAACUUGUGCACAGUGGUGCACUAAGACGCACAGCCAUGCUACUGAACUCACACAGAUGCUUAUACGAAUGCACUUUGCCUGCACAGCCUACUGAAAUAUGAAUAAAUAUAAGUAUAAAUGUUUUCAUUAAAAGGGGAGUCAGAUAUUCCCAACUCUUUGAACUGUGACACGGCCUGCGCUUGUACAUGUAAAAUAACGGCAAUAAUGUUUCAAAGAACUGAGGACACGUUUAAGUUAUUUCAUUUAAUAUAUCUGUUGAUGAGUGUGUUUCUCCAGUGCCUUGCUGUGUCUUUUGUACACUGACUGAUUCAAGGACGCUCCUAAUGCAAUGUAAAUCUGCCCGAUAAUAUGUAAAGUUGGAAGACAUUCUAUUUUUGUAUUCAGUUUUGGUGUCGCUCCGAGUUUCCAUUAAUUGUUGCUCGUGUGUAAAAAGUCUGAGAUGUAAAUAUGUUGAAGGAUAAUAGAGUCGUUUGUUGUGAUGUGUGUUUUAAGACUUAUUAAAUGAACGAGGAUGAGAAACACAAA